AUGGAGGUGAGUUCUCGUGGACUGUGUCAACCUGAACGUCGUAUUAAGACCAAACGCAUAUUUGGAUCCAUCCAUCCCUUCUAUCAGGUCGACAUUGUUUUGCCUAAGGACAUGGUUCUACGAGAAGCGCACGAUAUUGGAGAAACUCUUCAGAAAAAAAUCGAGCGUCUGGAAAAUGUGGAGCGUGCCUUUGUUCAUCUGGACUACGAAUUUGCUCACCACCCUACGAGUGAGCACAAAGUUGUCUAA
Molecule: messenger RNA, 249 nt
Organism: Protopolystoma xenopodis
Lineage: Eukaryota; Metazoa; Platyhelminthes; Monogenea; Polystomatidea; Polystomatidae
Source: the annotation of a GenBank genome assembly